This is a messenger RNA of Hyla sarda, 2528 nucleotides long. Its product is annotated as E3 ubiquitin/ISG15 ligase TRIM25-like. The record is from RefSeq and is a predicted model, not a curated record. The transcript has a single exon. Lineage: Eukaryota; Metazoa; Chordata; Amphibia; Anura; Hylidae. Bases 325 to 2256 code for a protein of 643 amino acids. Gene Ontology annotation, molecular function: protein binding; zinc ion binding.
GGUGGGGUAGUUUAAUUAGUUAAUUAAUUAGUUAAUUUAAAUCAAAAUUUCCAGCUCCACCACCAGCUCCACGGGGGAAGAAUACCCCACUGCUGUAGGAUUAAUAGAAAACAAAUUAACAUUAGAAAGUGACACUUAUUACCGGUUCUUUCUUAUAUUUGCUCUCAAAUAUAUUUCUCAUGUUAAUUUUCUUCUAUAAUUGCUGUGUCUCUUUAUAGAAUAAACAUUGUCAACAGACCGGCCUCUCCCCGUGUGAAGAAUGUGAAUCACACCCACGGACCUCUUAUAUACUUUUACUUUCAUUUCUUCUCUUUGCUGUCAGCGAUGGCGUCUGCUGGUCUGGGAAAGGAACUGGAAUGUUCUGUCUGUCUGAACCUUUAUACAGAUCCUGUAACCCUGAGAUGUGGACACAACUUCUGCCGGGUCUGUAUUGAUCAGUUCCUGAAUACACAGGACGGGUCUGGAGUUUAUUCCUGUCCUGAAUGUAGAGGAGAGUUUCAGGAGCGGCCGGCACUGCAGAAGAACAUCACUCUGUGUAAUGUGGUGGAGAAUUUCCUGUCUACUCAUCAGGACGAGGCCGUAAUCUUCUGCACUUACUGUGUGGACUCUCCUGUACCUGCUGUGAAGUCCUGUCUGAUGUGUGAGGCUUCUCUGUGUGAUAAACACCUGAAAGUUCACAGCAAGGGACCAGAACACGUCCUGACCGAGCCCAGAACUUCUCUGGAGAACAGGAAAUGUCCCAUCCAUAAAGAAGUCCUGAAGUAUUACUGCACUGAGGACUCUACUUGUAUCUGUGUGUCCUGCUAUGUGAUUGGAGAACAUAAUGGACAUGAGUUGGAGUCUAUAGAUAAAGCUUCUGAAAAGAAGAAGGAGAAAUAUAAAAAUGUUCAGAAGAAACUGGUCACAAAGAGAAAGAAGACUGAGGAAAGAGUCCAGAGUCUGGAGAAGCGAAGGAGAAAAACUCAUAAAAAAGCAUCUAGAGAAACCGAGAACAUCGCUGCCCUGUUCAUAGAUACCAGGAGACGGCUGGACGACCUGGAGAAGAGGAUCCUGAGUGAGAUCUCCAGGCAGGAGGAGAAGAUGUCACUGUCACUGUCUGAUGUCAUUCAGAAGCUGGAGAUAAAGAAGAACGAGCUGUCCAGGAAGAUGAGGGACAUUGAGGAGCUGUGUAACAUGACGGAUCCACUGACUGUCUUACAGGAUCCAGACACAGGUGACUUGUGUGAUCCUGAGGAGGAGGGAGGGGAUGAGGACACAGGGGGACAUGAUGGAGGUGAUGAGGACACAGAUGACUUGUGUGAUUCUAAGGAGGUGGAGGAAGGUUAUGAGGACACAGAUAACCUGGGGAAUCUUGAGGAGGAGGAUGAGGGAGAUGAUGAGGACACAGAUAACCUGGGGAAUCUUGAGGAGGAGGAUGAGGGAGAUGAUGAGGACACAGAUGUCUCAUAUGAUCCUGAAGAGGAGGGAAGUGAUGAGGACACAGAUGACUCAUAUGAAUCUAUUGAGGAAGGAAGUGAUGAGGACUCAGAUGAUUUGAGUGAUGCUGAGGAGGAAGGAAGUGAUGAGGACACAUUAGGGCAUGGUGAAGGUGAUCAGGGUCUAGAGCUGGUCUCGCGCAUAUCUCAUGCAUUAUCUGAUAUAAUAAAAGAUGUGAUAUUCUAUGUACAUGAUCCUGCAGACAUAUUACUGGAUGUAAAGACAGCUUGUAAUAAUAUCCUUAUAGCAGACGACCUGAAAACAGCAACCUGGACACAAGAAAACCAGAACCGUCCAGAUACAGCAGAGAGAUUCCAGUAUAACCAGAUGAUGAGCAGUACGGGAUUUACCUCAGGACAACAUUACUGGGAUGUGGAGAUUGGUAUAUCGGAGGAUUGGAGGGUAGGGAUGUGCUAUACCAGCAUAGACAGGAAGGGGCGUCAGUCAUAUAUUGGUGAUAAUAACAAGUCCUGGGGUUUGUGUGGAGGGGAGUGGUGUAAUAAUCGGUGUUCAGUGAUACAUGACAGUAAAAUGAUUAAGUUACCUCACCAGAUCUCCAGUGAUAGAUUCAGGAUCUGUCUGGAUUAUGAGGCCGGGCAGUUGUCCUUUUAUGAGCUGUGUGACCCCAUCAGACACUUACACACCUUCACCACCACCUUCACCGAGCCCCUUCAUGCUGUAUUAUGUGUGAUAUUGGGUUCUAUAAAGAUAUCAGGGGGAGGAGCAGCUGUGAGGGGCCAUCAUAAUAGAGGAAAUCUGCCCAGAGACUGGUUACACUAAUCCGAUUGGUGGAGCAUUCAGACAGUAGGAGGCAGCAGUGGGAGGGGCUACAGAGCUGAUCUUUGUAUUUAUCUUGUAUUCCUGCUGCAUGGAAAGCUGUGAUUGGUUAUCUGUCCUACACUCAAUAGCAAGAGCAUAACUAGAAAUGAUUGAGUGUCUCAAACUUUUGAAUGCCCCCCACCCCUCUUUUUCCUUAGCAUCAACCUUUACCAUCUCCAUGUAAAAGUUAAAGGGGUUAUCCAGGAAAAAACUUUUUUUUUUAUAUAUAUAUA